Messenger RNA from Dermacentor andersoni, 1215 nucleotides. Lineage: Eukaryota; Metazoa; Arthropoda; Arachnida; Ixodida; Ixodidae. The record is from RefSeq and is a predicted model, not a curated record.
GCUGACGGAUCGCAGACGCGUUUGCUGUAGCUUAAAAGAGGCAUAGCCUUCCGGAUUGGCUACAAGCUGAGUCUGAAACGUCUUCUUCGAUCAUUGUGGCAGCAGUAGAAUGUGUCACCGUGGGAAUGUGUCUGUUUGUCGGCAACAUCCAUUUACGGGUUCACUGCAAUUUUUCUGAAUACGACAUUUCCAUUUGUGUUGCAAGAAUGCAGACGCUUUGCUACGUGUUGGUACUAUUACUUGCAGGUUUUUUUGAAGGAAGUACCUGGAAAAACAGCGUCGCUGAUGAACAAAAGCUCCUACAAAACAUUUUUGGUGGCAUAAUGGAGGAUAACUUCCCACUGAAGGAUAUUUACUUCACUCUCCUCCCAGACGGAGUACCAAAGAAUAGUACAUUGUACCGUUUCAACCUAACGUACGGCAAGAUCGUCAACAUUGGCAAACUACUCACGCCCAAAAAAGAGACCUGCAGAUUGGACCUUACGGAUAAUGCAGUGAAUGCAGCAUGCGAAUUUAACCUCAAAAACGCAGAAGUUCACUACGACGGCGCGAUGUCCUAUGGAAGAGACGUACAGGAGAGGUUCAGUCUCUACGCUUUCAUAACUGAGUUCCCUUUCGGAGAUCACAUUAACCCUGCUUCGCUGAAGAUAAUAGUCUUGUUCAAACCUGGUGGAUCCGUAGAUAUACGGCAGUGCCUUAUUACGAACUUCCUGCUCAGUACGGUGACUUUUCCUCCAUUCUGGAAAUUCAACUAUCCCCCAUUUAAGAAGAACGAGAAUCUCGCAGUAGCCGUAUGGAACGAGUUUGAAGUCAAAAUGUUCACUCAUGUUAGACUUACAGUCAUGAAUGCUACAAAAGAUACUUGUAUCGAGGAACUGAACAAGAAAACAAUAUCUACAAAUACUUGAAAUCGAAGGAAUAAACGUUUACUGGAAUUGCAAAGGGCUUUCCUGGGCAGAAUUAUCUGCUACAUCGGUAGUUUGCGACCUACACUAGGUCCAGAUGAUGUAAAUAUUCUAGUUAAUGUCGAGCGCCAUUUUCGCUUAUGCAAUUGUGCCUGUUGCUUGCGGACACAAGUGCGCAUGCACAAGUGCGUGGUGACGUGUAACAAGAAAAUGGUCCGCUAGUGUUUCUCAAGUCACAUGAUUUUUAUCUUUCUUGCACUAUUUUCUAAGCAAGAAACGCAGACACAGCCCAAAAUGGCAUUUCAGUAUU